Molecule: messenger RNA, 833 nt
Organism: Chaetomium strumarium
Lineage: Eukaryota; Fungi; Ascomycota; Sordariomycetes; Sordariales; Chaetomiaceae
Exons: 4
Coding region: 106-537 (143 amino acids)
Biological process (GO): mRNA splicing, via spliceosome; P-body assembly
Cellular component (GO): catalytic step 2 spliceosome; P-body; Lsm1-7-Pat1 complex
Molecular function (GO): RNA binding
Source: RefSeq, a predicted model, not a curated record
GUCCUGGUUAGGCAGGCGGUGAUGGCUGGUAGAAUCGCCUCAAGUCAUAACCAUUGACCACAAGGUCAGUACGUAGUGGUGGCCCGUGCCCCAUCCGAAUCCCCAAUGCCACUCCCUGUUCAUCUCUGCGCUCACUCGGCUUUUGGUCUUGGGAAUUUGCCCAUCAUUUACUACGAAAGCACGGCAUUGCAUUCCAAGGCCCGCAAUAUCCCAAAGAACGGGGCGUGCGAACUUAAGCACCCAACCAUGGCCGAAGUUAGGAACGAGGGCAGUUCGGUGGCAGAACCCCUCGACCUUGUGCGGCUGCUGCUUGACGAAGUGGUUUGCGUGAAGCUCAGAGGAGACCGGGAGCUCAAGGGCCGUCUCCAUGCUUAUGACAGCCACUGCAAUCUCGUCCUUGGUGAGGUCGAGGAAACAAUAUACAUUGUUGACGAGGAGGACGACAGAGACGUCAAGACCAUGAGCAAGAAGUCUGAGAUGCUAUUUGUGAGAGGGGAUAGUGUUGUGCUUAUUGCUCCUCAUGCAGGGUCUUUCUGAUCAUUGAACUGUCUGGGCGCGUUCCCGCAAGCGGGUGGGACAAGCGGCAGGCGAGUUCCCCAUCUCGCAACUCAUUUGGCGGCGGAGGUGAGAACGAAGUCUGUUGAGAAAUAGAGAGCACACCAUAAAUAGGUUCUCAGACAAAAAUAGUGGCCGUGGUUGGCUUAGUAUUCGUCCUGGAUAGGCGAGCCAAACAACCAAACAUCGGUUUACUGCUGCCAUAUUAGCGUGUUACCGUUGUCGCAGUCUCACAUGUAUUCUCUUAGUCUGCUGAACAAGUUAACGUAUCGAUGACC